Molecule: messenger RNA, 1392 nt
Organism: Homarus americanus (American lobster)
Lineage: Eukaryota; Metazoa; Arthropoda; Malacostraca; Decapoda; Nephropidae
Exons: 5
Coding region: 155-796 (213 amino acids)
Biological process (GO): NADH dehydrogenase complex assembly
Source: RefSeq, a predicted model, not a curated record
GUAAAGUCAAUGUGUUACCUUAACUUGUAUACGCAACAUUAUACAAAAAAAUAACAAGGUGUAAUGGGAGCUGCCUGCUGGAGCCACUGGCCUGUGUAUAGAAGGCCUUGGCUGAACCCACACGGAUAAGAAACACAGUCCUGCUUGAAGAGAUAUGAGUGGAAUGCGUGUAACUCUACUUCUGCUGGUGGCCUCGACUGGCUUCAGCAUGUCUUGCCUAACUACUGCCUUCAGUACCUUGUCAAGCAGUGGUACAGAGAGCAAAAUGCUGUAUGACUUUCGCACAAUCUCCUCCUUGGAAAACUGGCAAGAGUCCUCUGAUACUGUUCGGACACCUGGAAUGUCAAAAGGAGCGUUUGUCCUUCAGAAAUCACAGUUAUUCCAGAGAGCAGUGAUGUUCUCCAUGAUCAACCCACAGCCUAAUGGUGCUGGGUUUGUGGGGUUUGUUAACCACGAUAAAUGGAACUUGAGCUAUUUUUCUGGAAUAGAGUUGAAAGUCCGUGGUCAGGGAGAAAACUACAUUUACAAGGUCAACUUCAAGCACAAGGGGCAAGGUGAUGGAAGUAUAUCCUAUGAAGCUUUCUAUGAGAUCCCGAAGAACGAAUGGACAGUAGUAACGUUACAAUUCAACAAGUUCAAACCUUAUUUCCGAGGGGUUGAAGUCCCUGGUGCUGAGCCCUUGGACACCUCCGACAUUACCUCUACCAUACUGCAGAUAGUGGGUGGUGUAUACAGUGACUUCAAGCAGAGUGGCAGUUCUUCACUUGAAAUUGAUUACAUCCAAGCUGUGGAAUAAUGGAGAAGAAAAUACAGCAAGAAAUCAUAUAUUUUUUAACUAACAACUGUCAUAUAUACAUUACAGGACUACCUGUAUAUAGUACUAUUUGCAAUAAAUGGUGCUUGUGCAGCAUUAGCUAUUUCAUACAAACUCGUUAGGAUGUUAAAUAAUUUGCAAACUAUUGUACUGUAUAGAUUUAGCAUAAGUAUGGUGAUGGAAUGAUUGUCAUGCUGGGUUCGAGAGUCCUUUGGGCAUAGAUUAAAUCCUUAUUGUGAUAAAUAUCUCGAGUGAGCCAGUACCAGUAGUUUAACCAUAUCAGCACUGGCUUCUUGUAGAAACCCAACUGGCUCAUAAAUAUCCCGACUGGGAAGAUAUAAAUAUCAUGUCUUAACCUGUUUCUGAUAUACCUGAUGCCAGGCCCAAGUGAUGGACACCCUGGGUUGAUUUGUAAUUUCCACUGUGUAUUAGGCAAGUGUAGUUUGAGUACAGGUCACGUUGUCAGGUCACAAUUUUGUGUGUGCAGUAUAUAAUUGCAGUGAUAAAGUAGGUUGACAAAAUUUCUGUAAUGUAUUGUAUUAUGGAAACGGUUAAAUAUAAUGUUUUUAAGAGCAUUA